CCAACUUCUCCCAUUUUUACUUCAGUCGCCGGAGCAUCAUCGAUCCGAAAGGAAGCCCCUCCUCUCUCUCUCUCUCUCUGCGUGCAGAAGAGCGCUUCCUCAGUGCGGUCCCGGGUCGCGCCUGACGGAAGAUGCUGAAGUUUCUGUCGAAGGUGAGGAUCGAGUUCAAUGCGCUGGACCCGCGCAUAGCCUCGUGCAUGGAGUUCUUGGCGCAGUGCAACGCCCGCAAGGCCAAGGAGUCGAACCCGGCGUGCCAGGUGCUGGUCAAGCGGCGCACCGACGACCACCCACCUCAGAUCGCCGUCACCUUCGUCAACGGCGUCGAGGAGGUGUUCGACGGCACCACCACCACCGCCCAGAGCAUAAGGAGCAUGAUCCUCGAGAAGGGUCAGGUGCUGGAGACGGAGCAGAUGUUCCGCGAGGCCGGCGAGGCUUGGCCCGUCGUUAUCCCCGAAGAGGAGCUGCGCCAGCACGCGCCUGGCACUAAGCCAAGGAAGGCAGAGUAGCAGCAGCAGAUACAGCGGACUGUGAACGUGGAUGAACAGCGAGAGCCAUCAGCUGAAACGAUGUGACUGGACCUGGUGUGCUGCCAAGAUGGGGAUGACUAUGUAGAACAUUACGUCAAAGAUUGUUUCCUAUGCUAGCUUGUGUCGUUCCUGCUCUUUCGGCAAUCUUGCUUCAUAAGGUUUCAGAAAUUUGAGUACUCGUCCGAGAUGCCAAUAAAGAACAAAAAAUUUCCAUCUGCUUGUUUUGCUUCUAUUUUUUCAUGGUGAUGAAAAACUUGUCGAGGUUGGUGGCCAUG
Messenger RNA from Syzygium oleosum, 802 nucleotides. RefSeq lists its product as uncharacterized. The transcript has 2 exons. Gene Ontology annotation, cellular component: mitochondrial large ribosomal subunit. Bases 132 to 506 code for a protein of 124 amino acids. Lineage: Eukaryota; Viridiplantae; Streptophyta; Magnoliopsida; Myrtales; Myrtaceae. The record is from RefSeq and is a predicted model, not a curated record.